Molecule: messenger RNA, 3664 nt
Organism: Trichechus manatus latirostris (Florida manatee)
Lineage: Eukaryota; Metazoa; Chordata; Mammalia; Sirenia; Trichechidae
Gene: TOX4
Product: TOX high mobility group box family member 4
Exons: 9
Coding region: 51-1907 (618 amino acids)
Biological process (GO): regulation of transcription by RNA polymerase II
Cellular component (GO): nucleus
Molecular function (GO): chromatin DNA binding
Source: RefSeq, a predicted model, not a curated record
GGCGGUGGGAGCGAUGACGGAACUAAGACGGUGGUAGCGGUUGUGUGAAGAUGGAGUUUCCCGGAGGAAACGACAAUUACCUGACGAUCACAGGGCCCUCGCACCCCUUCCUGUCAGGGGCCGAGACAUUCCAUACACCAAGCUUGGGUGAUGAGGAAUUUGAAAUUCCACCUAUCUCCUUGGAUUCUGACCCCUCACUGGCUGUCUCAGAUGUAGUUGGCCACUUUGAUGACCUGGCAGACCCGUCCUCUUCACAGGAUGGCAGCUUUUCAGCCCAAUAUGGGGUCCAGACAUUGGACAUGCCUGUGGGCAUGACCCAUGGCUUGAUGGAGCAGGGUGGGGGGCUCCUGAGUGGGGGCUUGACCAUGGACUUGGACCAUUCUAUAGGAACUCAGUAUAGUGCCAACCCACCUGUUACAAUUGAUGUACCAAUGACAGACAUGACAUCUGGCUUGAUGGGGCAUAGCCAGUUGACUACCAUUGAUCAGUCAGAACUGAGUUCUCAACUUGGUUUGAGCUUAGGGGGUGGCACCAUCCUGCCACCUGCCCAGUCACCUGAGGAUCGUCUUUCAACCACCCCUUCACCUACUAGUUCACUUCAUGAGGAUGGUGUUGAGGAUUUCCGGAGGCUUCCCAGCCAGAAGACAGUUGUGGUAGAAGCAGGGAAAAAACAGAAGGCGCCAAAGAAGAGAAGGAAGAAAGAUCCUAAUGAACCUCAAAAACCAGUUUCAGCAUAUGCUUUAUUUUUUCGUGAUACACAGGCUGCCAUCAAGGGACAGAAUCCCAAUGCCACUUUUGGGGAGGUUUCAAAAAUUGUGGCCUCUAUGUGGGACAGUCUGGGAGAAGAGCAGAAACAGGUUUAUAAGCGGAAAACUGAAGCUGCCAAGAAAGAGUAUCUGAAGGCUCUGGCUGCUUAUAAAGACAACCAGGAGUGUCAGGCCACUGUGGAAACAGUAGAAUUGGAUCCAGUGCCACCCGCACAGACUCCUUCUCCACCUCCUAUGGCUACUGUUGACCCAGCAUCUCCAGCACCAGCCCCAACAGAGCCACCUGCUCUGUCCCCUUCCAUUGUUGUUAACUCCACUCUUUCAUCGUAUGUUGCAAACCAGGCAUCUUCAGGGGCUGGGGGCCAGCCCAAUAUCACCAAGUUGAUUAUCACCAAACAGAUGCUGCCCUCUUCUAUUACCAUGUCUCAAGGAGGGAUGGUUACCGUUAUCCCAGCCACAGUGGUGACCUCCCGGGGGCUCCAGCUAGGCCAGACCAGUACAGCUACUAUCCAGCCCAGCCAGCAAGCCCAGAUUGUCACUCGGUCAGUGUUGCAGGCAGCAGCAGCAGCUGCUGCUUCUAUGCAACUGCCUCCACCCCGACUACAGCCCCCUCCAUUACAACAGAUGCCUCAACCCCCCACUCAGCAGCAAGUGACCAUUCUGCAGCAGCCUCCCCCACUGCAGGCCAUGCAACAGCCUCCACCUCAGAAAGUUCGAUUCAAUUUACAGCAACAGCCACCACCUCUGCAGAUCAAGAUUGUGCCUCGGCCCACUCUGAAAAUGCAAACUACUUUAGUCCCACCAACUGUGGAAAGUAGUCCUGAGCGGCCUAUGAACAGUAGCCCUGAAGCCCAUACAGUGGAGGCAACCUCUCCUGAGACAAUCUGUGAGAUGAUCACAGAUGUAGUUCCUGAGGUUGAGUCUCCUUCUCAGAUGGAUGUUGAAUUGGUGAGUGCCUCUCCUGUGCCACUCUCCCCCCAGCCUCGAUGUGUGAGGUCAGGGUGUGAGAACCCUCCCGUUGUGAGUAAGGACUGGGACAAUGAGUACUGCAGCAAUGAGUGUGUGGUGAAGCACUGCAGGGAUGUAUUCUUGGCCUGGGUAGCCUCUAGAAAUUCAAACACAGUGGUAUUUGUGAAAUAAUCCUUCUUGUUCUCCAAGCCAGUGAAGACUUCUGUGCUGGGAGUAUGUCCAGGAGCCUGUUUUUGAAACACAAGCUGGGCUUCUGGUGGUGCCUGAUCUCAACCUGAUGACCCUUCCUGCUUCUCCCCUUUUCCUUCAACAGGAGUCAGACUAUGGAGCAGGGUCCUUGAGUUUGCUGUAAUCUGGAAUUGCUUUUUAUUUUCAAGUACAAGCAGAAAUACCAGUGAUGAUAGCAGAGGAAAGGGUGAAAGGAGUAUGGACAAGCAGAAAAUACGGAUGAUAGGGUGGUGGUGGGUGAUGUUUGAGGAAAUCUGUUGGUAUAACUGUCAUAGGACUUGCCUAAAAGAUUAUUACAAUGAUGGGAGAGUACUCAGCUUUGAGCCUAGGAAAAAACAACACUGUGUGCAUCCAUUUUAAAGGGAACGCAAAGUUGCAUUCUAGUGUUGAAACAGGAACUGUUACUAUCACAACUGUCACAUCUACGUAUGACUUUGAAAACAAAGGUUUUCAACAUACCAGGCACACUGAGCUAUAGGGGAAAUAACACCACCUAGGAGUUUCCUUACAAAUAAUAUUGUUUAUGUAGUCUUAUCUGAGUUCUCACAGCUUAUGUGUGUAAGAGGCAGAACCUACAUCCUUAAAUUAAUAUAAGAGGUUUCACCAAAGUCUAAAGAAGUUGCGUUCACUUGUAUUUGAUGAAAUAUCUUUUAAAGACAGGCCAGAGGUGUCUUCACUUACAUAAUAUAUAGGCUAAUGCUCUAUAUACCCUAGGUAGUUAUUUAAUCUGAAAAGAUGUGCUUAUUUAAUUUUCCUGGGAAAUAAGCUAAAAAUUAAGACUAACAGAGGUCACAUAGUUGUAACAAAAUAAGCAGACGUUUACAGCAUUAUAGCCCUAACAGUGAUAACCCAAAACCAAACCCGCUCCCGUCAAGUUGAUUCUGACUCAUAGUGACCCUAAAGGACAGUAGACCGCCCCACAGGGUUUCCAAGGAGCGCCUGGUGGAUUCAAACUGCCGACCGUUUAGUUAGCAGCCGCAGCUCUUAAUCACUAUGCCACCAGGGUUUCUGUGCUAACUUAAGUGAAACUCAGAUUUUACCUUGAGAAAUGCUAUGCUGGAGAACCCCCUUCUUAACUACCAUGUUCACAUAGUAAUAAUUGCUAUUCACUUUGAUUCCAUACAGUCCUGUUUUAUAAUAAUAACAUUUGAAUAUUUUACAUGCAUUCAUUUAAUCCAUUUAAUUUGGACCCUUAAAACCACCCAAGGUUGAGGUUGGUAAUAUUCCCAUUUUACAUGUAAGGAGUUAUACAUACUGAGAGAUCAAUUGUACAAGAUCACAUACUAUUAAGUGACAGAGCCAGGAUUUAACCCUGAAAUCCCAACUACAAUACAAACUUUUAUUUAAAUAAGGAAAGAAGCUAUUGUACAAUGAUAUUACUCUUCAGGUGUAGCCUGCAGAGCCAUGGCUGUGGAUCCUUAUCUCUGUAAGGAAGUGCUUCUAUAAAUUCUUAGGUUUAGAGAUGAUACCAUCUGGAUACCUUUGCUUGAACCGGGCAACUACAUCUGGGUCUAGUAGGUGGAUCCCAUCCAGUUGGUUCCCAAGGGUGAUCCUGAAACAAGGGGGAGAAAAGGGAAAACAGAAAUCCUAGAAUUAAAGGGCUUAAUAUUGUUAGAUGUGUAUCUUUUGCCAAGACUGCCCAUCAUCUCAUCAAAUAUUCAUACCAUUCUUUUAACAUUAGAACAGUAUAUGAUAGCAUG